GUUGUCUUUUGAAUGUCUUACACCGACUGAGCGUCAUUCCCCCUAAUAUCGUGACGUCAGUAUGCGCCGUAUAUAUACCCAAAAUCUCGUGGCGCCUUUACAUUGUCUAUCAUCAUGAAACCUUCCAUUAUUUUGCUGGCCGCCCUCGCCGUUGGAGCCCAGGCAUCGUGGUUUAGCUCUGACGCGCCUCAAUAUACGGAAUGGUCGAAUGAAGAUCUCCAAAAGUGGCUCAAUGAUCAUCACAUCGGUACACCGUGUCCCUCUCGCAAUGACCUCCUUGAACUUGUCAAGUCGAAUUGGGACAGCGCAGCAGCAUGGUCUUACGACCAGUACAUCUCUGCGCAAAAAUCUUUCUCAUCCCUGCGCGACUUGGCUUUUGAUACCUGGGACGAGUCUCGUCUACGUGAGUUCCUAUUGGAGCAGGGCAUUGUUGCGCCGAAGGGACACAAAGAGGAGCUUGUAUUGCUCGUAAAGAAUCGAUACAAGUCUUACACAGAUGCCGCAAGUUCUUUUGCGUCUCAGGCUAGCGCGACAGCGAGCUCGGCAGUGUACGACGCUCGGUACCAAGCGACCCAGUCAUUGUCCAGGAUUGUAGCCCAAGCGACCUCAGACGUGUUAAGGGCGAUGGACGACAGUAAAGAUUACGUGUAUUCGACUUGGGACGAUAAUAAGCUCCGAGACUAUCUCGUGAAGAAGGGUGUUUUGAAGUCGAAGACGGAGAAGAAGAGGGAGGAGCUUCUUGCCAUGAUGAAAGAUGCAUAUUACAGUGUUGCUGACCCAGUUUGGGAGGCAUGGAGUAGCUCUUUCAUUUACGAAUGGCUUUCCUAUCACAAUGUCCUCGACAGCCGUUCCGAUUUGGAGAAGAGUCGCGACGCGCUUUUGGCUCAAAUGUCUAAAUACUACUACACCACUAACUCUUACUUUUGGGAUACUUGGAGUGACAGUGAUCUGAAAGCGUGGCUUGUUGACCACAAGUUCAUCAAGAGCGACGCUCGGGUUAAGAGGGACAAGAUGCUCAAGCUCAUUCGAGAUAAUUACUUCAACGUGCAUGACUCGUUUUGGAACGCUUGGAGCAAUUCUCAGCUUCAUUUGUGGCUCAUCGACAAUGGACAUUUGCGCUCUGACGCCAAAGUCUCAAGAGACGAGCUCGUCAAGUUGAUGAAUCAAAAGUACACUGAUGCAUCUUCACGCACCGCGACUUAUCUCACGUGGCCCGAUGCACGGCUUCGUGCUUUCCUCCGAGAACACGGCAUGAGCGAGAAGGAACUCCCUACUUCUCGGCCGGGUCUACUUCAGGAAACGCGCAUUAGGUAUUCGCAAAGCAAGUCUAGGGUCGAAGCAUUGUUCAACUGGAUCAGGGAUACUGUCAACGCGGUUGGAGAGAAGAUAACCCAGGUGUGGGAGACGUUCACUGGUAGCGUGGAGGAGGGUAAGAAAGGAGAAGAUUCUCAGACCAAGGUCAAGCAGGAAUGGGAGCAGGCGACGGCAAAGGCGGGCGAGGCGAAGGCACAGGGGGAAUUGUAGAGCAUUAUCACAAGUUAAGGUUUUUUUUUGUAGGUUAUGGCGAAGUUGCACUGUGUUGUAUUAUUAUCCCGUCUAAAAUCACGUGGAGAUGUUGAAAAACA
This is a messenger RNA of Guyanagaster necrorhizus, 1625 nucleotides long. RefSeq lists its product as uncharacterized. The coding region runs from base 115 to 1524 and encodes 469 amino acids. Lineage: Eukaryota; Fungi; Basidiomycota; Agaricomycetes; Agaricales; Physalacriaceae. The record is from RefSeq and is a predicted model, not a curated record. The transcript is spliced from 6 exons.